This is a messenger RNA of Beta vulgaris subsp. vulgaris (sugar beet), 1474 nucleotides long. RefSeq names its product low-specificity L-threonine aldolase 1. Gene Ontology annotation, molecular function: L-allo-threonine aldolase activity. NCBI's taxonomy places the organism in Eukaryota, Viridiplantae, Streptophyta, Magnoliopsida, Caryophyllales, Amaranthaceae. The record is from RefSeq and is a predicted model, not a curated record. Bases 175 to 1290 code for a protein of 371 amino acids. Gene Ontology annotation, cellular component: cytosol. Gene Ontology annotation, biological process: L-threonine catabolic process; glycine biosynthetic process. The transcript has 11 exons.
GACUUUAAUAGGUUAUAUCUUUGGUUUUUCACUGUCCUUCAUAAAUUUGGUAAAUUUACUCAACAAUUAACUUGGUAUUCCAUAUUUUUGCUUCCUGAUUGAUAUAAAGGCUUCAAUAUACUUGGAAGUGAACAAAACGCAAGAUCACUUGUAGUCGUCUAUUCGAUUGAUCAAAUGGGGGAAGUUGCAACUCAUAACGAUAAUGGCGAGAUGGUUAAAAGAGUGGUGGACAUGCGAUCUGAUACAGUCACCAAACCAACUGAAGCAAUGCGUGCAGCAAUGGCAAUUGCUGAGGUUGAUGACGAUGUAUUGGGUUAUGAUCCAACUGCUCUCCGCCUUGAAACAGAGAUGGCACGAAUCAUGGGCAAAGAGGCUGGGCUGUUUGUUCCAUCGGGAACUAUGGGAAAUCUCAUUUGUGUACUCGUGCACUGUGAUGUGCGAGGAAGUGAAGUCAUUCUUGGAGACAUAUCUCAUAUCCACAUAUAUGAGAAUGGUGGUAUUUCUACCCUCGGUGGGGUCCAUCCAAGAACGGUUAAGAACAACAUCGACGGGACUAUGGAUUUGGAUUUGAUUGAAGCUGCCAUCAGAGAUCCAAAAGGAGAGCUUUAUUAUCCCAGAACUAGACUUAUAUGCAUUGAAAACUCGCACGCUAACUCUGGUGGACGAUGCCUUUCUGUAGAUUACACAGAUAAAGUUGGAGAGUUGGCAAAGAAGCACGGCCUGAAGCUUCAUAUAGAUGGGGCCCGUAUCUUCAAUGCUGCUACAGCACUUGGGGUUCCUGUUGAUAGACUGGUUCAAGCAGCUGACUCAGUAUCGGUAUGCCUGUCGAAAGGUCUUGGAGCACCUGUGGGAACUGUGAUUGUGGGAUCAAAGAGCUUUAUAACUAAGGCAAAGAAUUUGAGGAAAACUUUAGGUGGUGGAAUGAGACAGAUUGGUAUCUUGUGUGCCGCCGCCUUGGUUGCACUACAAGACAAUGUAAGAAAACUUGAGGAUGACCAUAAGAACGCUAAGCUAUUAGCAGAUGGAUUGAACCAAAUUACAGGGCUAAAAGUUGAUAACAGUUCAGUUGAGACCAAUAUUAUCUACGUUCGAGUUUGUGAGAACUCAAACACUACAGCACCAAAAUUGUCCAAGAGCUUGGAGGAGAAUGGUAUAUUGGUCAUGCUAGAAAAUACAUUCAGAUUCAGGGUUGUAAUCCACCAUCAAAUAACAACAAGUGAUGUGCAACGUGCUUUGUCAUGCAUACAGCAAGCAGUAACUGGGGCAUCAAGUGAACAUGCUGAGAAGUGAUGAAAGGCAACGAACUGCACUUGAGUACUUACUAAUUAUCAUUAGUUGAUUGAUCUGUAGACUGUGAAUCUUAAUUCUAUUUGAUCAUUCAUCAAGUGCUACAAGUGUAACCAAAAUUAUGUGAACUAUACAUAAUUAUCCCGUUUUCUUAAUGGCAUAUCUACUACUAUCUUUUAGUGUGCUA